This is a messenger RNA of Salvia splendens (bonfire salvia), 808 nucleotides long. Its product is annotated as ethylene-responsive transcription factor 1A. The transcript has a single exon. Gene Ontology annotation, biological process: ethylene-activated signaling pathway; regulation of DNA-templated transcription. Bases 82 to 714 code for a protein of 210 amino acids. Gene Ontology annotation, molecular function: DNA binding; DNA-binding transcription factor activity. NCBI's taxonomy places the organism in Eukaryota, Viridiplantae, Streptophyta, Magnoliopsida, Lamiales, Lamiaceae. The record is from RefSeq and is a predicted model, not a curated record.
UCCAAAUUUCUGUCACCAAUUCAAAACAUCAAAAAUAAGAUAAACCCUAGCUAUAUUUUUUGCAACCAUAUUUCCUGCAAAAUGUCGUACGGAAACUACUAUAAUUACAUGGAAGACAUGGCAUUUCUUGAUUCAAUCAGCAGAAAUUUGCUGGAUGAAUCUCAGAACCCUCUAAUGUUCUCCGGCGCCGACGACGGCGGCCUCCAUGACAUGCUAAUGUACGGCGCCGCCAACAUGGGAUGGUUGCCGCAGCCUUCCGCCGCUGCCGCCGCCGUUCCAGCAAUUGUUGUGAAGACCGAGCCUAUCCCGGAAGUAACGGCGCAGCAAACGGGGAGAGUGAGGGCGAGAGGGAGCCACUACAGAGGGGUGCGGCAACGGCCGUGGGGGAAAUUCGCGGCGGAGAUAAGAGAUCCAUCGAAGAAUGGGGCCCGCGUGUGGCUCGGGACGUACGAGACGGCCGAGGAUGCUGCGUUGGCGUAUGAUCAAGCGGCUUAUUCGAUGCGGGGAUCGAGGGCGCUGCUCAACUUCCCGCUGAGAAUUAACUCUGGGGAGCCGGCGCCGGUGAGGAUUAUGUCCAAGAGAUCGGCGGCAUCGCCUGAUCGGUCCUCGACAUCGUCUUCCGACACUGGAUCUUCAAGGAAGCGGAAGACGGCGGCGGGUGGUGGCGGUGUGAAAAAGGGGCGAGUUGAAACCGGUUUUACAAUAACGACGUGAAUGUUCUACUUAUUUUUUUCAUUUUUCUUUGUUGAGUUCUUUUCCUAUUUUUCCAAUUUGCAUCAAUGAAAUAAUUUAGUUGAAAAUGGACAAA